Marmota flaviventris (yellow-bellied marmot) is the source of this 3372-nucleotide messenger RNA. RefSeq names its product USP6 N-terminal like (gene Usp6nl). NCBI's taxonomy places the organism in Eukaryota, Metazoa, Chordata, Mammalia, Rodentia, Sciuridae. Gene Ontology annotation, molecular function: GTPase activator activity; small GTPase binding. The record is from RefSeq and is a predicted model, not a curated record. Gene Ontology annotation, biological process: regulation of GTPase activity.
GACGCCGCGCCGGACCUGCUCGGCCGCCCGGGACCGCCCGCUUUGCCCGCUGCCCACAGCCGCCGCCGACGGGACCGUCCGGAGAAUAGGACAUGUAUUCCUCUGAGAAACCUUGGACAACAGAUUUUGGUUUAGUAUCUGAUUGGGACAACACACAGAAACAUUUCCAGUCAUGAAUUCGGAGCAGGAUGUAGCACUGAAACUUGCCCAGGAACGAGCUGAAAUAGUUGCUAAAUAUGACCGAGGACGAGAAGGUGCAGAUAUUGAACCUUGGGAAGAUGCUGAUUACCUUGUUUACAAAGUCACGGAUAGAUUUGGCUUUUUACAUGAGGAGGAGCUCCCAUUUCAUAAUGCAGCUGUGGAACGGCAAAAGAACCUGGAAAUUGAAAGAACUACCAAAUGGCUGAAAAUGCUAAAAGGAUGGGAAAAAUACAAGAACACUGAAAAGUUUCAUAGGAGAAUUUACAAAGGAAUCCCACUCCAGCUCCGAGGUGAAGUCUGGGCUCUACUUCUGGAGAUCCCUAAAAUGAAAGAAGAAACAAAAGACCUUUAUAGUAAAUUAAAACACAGAGCACGGGGUUGUUCACCUGAUAUCAGACAAAUAGACCUUGAUGUCAACCGUACAUUCAGGGACCAUAUUAUGUUUAGAGACAGAUAUGGUGUUAAGCAACAAUCCUUAUUUCAUGUUCUUGCUGCAUAUUCUAUCUAUAAUACGGAAGUUGGGUACUGUCAGGGGAUGAGCCAGAUCACAGCUCUACUCCUCAUGUACAUGAACGAGGAAGAUGCCUUCUGGGCCCUGGUCAAACUCUUCUCGGGCCCCAAACAUGCCAUGCAUGGCUUUUUUGUCCAAGGUUUCCCUAAACUCUUGAGGUUUCAAGAACAUCAUGAAAAAAUACUGAAUAAAUUUCUGUCCAAGCUUAAGCAACAUUUGGAUACUCAAGAAAUCUACACGAGUUUUUACACAAUGAAAUGGUUUUUUCAGUGUUUCCUUGAUCGUACUCCCUUUACUCUAAACCUCAGAAUAUGGGAUAUUUACAUCUUUGAAGGAGAACGAGUUCUUACUGCCAUGUCCUACACAAUCUUAAAAUUACACAAAAAACAUCUAAUGAAAUUGUCUAUGGAAGAACUUGUAGAAUUUCUUCAGGAGACUCUAGCAAAGGAUUUUUUCUUUGAAGAUGAUUUUGUAAUAGACCAACUUCAGAUUUCUAUGGCAGAACUAAAGCGGGCGAAAUUAGACCUCCCAGAACCUGGUAAAGAGGAUGAAUAUCCAAAGAAACCUUUGGGGCAUCUUCCACCUGAAUGUCACUCCACUGGCAUUAAUCACCUGAGCAAUGGACAAAGAAGUGUUGGCAGGCCCAGUCCCCAUAUAAGCAGCAGAAGAGAAAGUGGAUCAUCGCCUUCCAAAAAGCAUGAGCACUCACCCCACCAUCAGAGUAGAACUGGUACUCCAGAAAGAGUCAGGCAGCUCCGGCAGAAGUCCGUGGAUGAGGAUAGUAAAAAUCUUAAUGAGGCAGCUUUUCAAAGAAAACUUGCAUCAGGUCCACAAGACAAUUCUGAGCAGUAUAACCAUGCAGCUGCUAACCAAAAUAGCAAUGCUACUUCAAAUAUCAGAAAGGAAUUUAUGCCCAAAUGGAAUAAACCCUCAGAUACUUCAGCUAUUGAAAGGACUGCCAAAUAUGCCAUUGAAGGUAGAUCGGUGCACCCUACACUUGCAGUCACCAUCCCAAAUUCUACUGAUCCUCGGAUAUCAAACACAAGGCAAAAGAUGAAGGUUUUGGAUGCUGAUGAUGGGAAGCGAGGCUCCAAUGCAUCCCAGUAUGAUAACGUACCUGGUGGUGAGAAUGAAAAUGGAACUUCUGCUGAAGAAGCACUAGAAAGGGCUUACUCUCAUAGUCCAAGGAACAUUGUUUACUCUAACAGUCCACGAAAGCAUGUUGAGCCAGGUUCUAGUCCAUCAAAAGUAUCCAACAAGUUUACUUUUAAAGUACAGCCUCCAGGCUAUACAAGACAUCAAUCCCAGGUAGAAGGGGAAGAUCGAGGGACUGUGCACCCACCUUCCUACAGCAACCCCCCUAUUUACCAUGGAAAUUCUCCAAGACACAUCUUCACUGCUAACAGCAGCUUUGUACCUCCACAGAUCAGCCCUGGGACUCAAAUUCAUCCUUCCCGAAGACCUUUCGGUUCUACUCUGUCAGUUGAUAUUUCUCCAGAGAAAUCUUACAGCCGCCCAACACCUCUUGUUCUACCAUCCAAUCGAAUAGAAGUCCUUCCUGUUGAUAUUGGUGCUGGGGGAUACUCAAGCAAUUCAGGGUCACCAAAGAAUGGAAAAUUCAUCAUUCCUCCAGUGGAUUAUUUGCCAGAUAACAGAAAAUGGUCAGAAAUUAGUUAUUCAUACAGACCUGAGAUGCAUGGACAAUCAUGGACCCGAGAUGCUAACCGUAGCCACUUAAGCAAUUUACCAAAAUAUUCAGCCUUUCAACACGUACCCUUUCAGGACCAUAAUCUCCCAGCAGUUUCAGUAGAUAGUCCAGUGCGGUAUAAAACUUCACCAGCUGUAGAAGAUGCCAGUUCAGCUGGGUAUCAGUAUGCAGGGCCUUCACCUCCAGCAUAUCACUACAGAAAGCGGGAGGGGCUUUCUGUUCAAGAAUCAGUAUUGCUGUGAGAAUAUAUGUAUACUUGGCAAAAGACGAGAAUAGAAACCAUAUGAAACCUGCAUUGCUAUGUUUGUAAUUGCCAAAGCAGUAUUUUAUACUCUUGGAAACAACUCGCAGAAUUCUGAUGUAUAUUAGUAAUAAUAAUAUGUAGAAGUUUUCAUCCCACAUGUAGAUGCUGCUUAAGAUGAGCAUUUUAAAUUGCAUCAUCACUGAACCUGUUAAAGAAUUUAACCUGGAAACAUAGCAAUAGCAUUUAGGGGUACACACACAAUAAUAAUCCUUUACUCAGUUUCAUUUAUAUCUUUCUCCAAAAACUGACAUUUUAUUCUUUUGGCCCAUUCUGUUUUAGCUAAUGUUAACAAACCACUGAGGAAACCCUAGAACAGAUGUUUUUUAAGGCUACAUAUAAUAUGUCGUUUAAUAGAUAUUAUUGGCACCUAUACAUAACACAUUUGAAUACAGACCUGAAGAAAAAAAAAACUUUUUUUAAAAACGACUUUUAAUCUAGAUCCAUGGAAUAAUAUUAUAUUUUUCUUUUUCUUGUCUUUUAGUCUAGUUCUACCCCCCCACCCCCCAUGUUUUUAACCUGGGACCUAAACUGACUAAAAUUAGAGUUUUCCCUGACUUUGUUAAUAUAGUGUCUCACAGAAUGCUCAUUGUUAUCCUUCAAUGGCUGCCAUUUUCUUUCAAUCUGAAAAUUAAAGACAUGGGAGAGAAA